AGCCAGCUUAGAGCUAUGGGUGGGAAAGGUGGCGGAGGUGGUGGUGGUGGAAAGGGAGGAGGAGGAGGUGGCGGGAAGGGUGGAGGUGGAGGCAGCGGUGGCAAGGGCGGAGGGGGAGGUGGAGGCGGCGCGAGGAGCGGCGGAGGAGGUGGAAAAGGUGGUGGAACCGGAGGAGGGUCUGCCAAGUCCGGCGGCGGGGGCGGGCACGUUGGGAUGGGGAAGUCAGGCGGCGGCGGCGGGGGAGACGGCAUGAUGAGGGCCCCCGGCGCCGACGGCUACAUCGCCCGCUCCGGCUUCGAGGCCAACCCCCAGGGCUACUUCGCGGGUCUCCACCACGGAGACGCCGCCAAGUAGAGACGUUCUACUGCAUCAGCUCCUGUGUCAGCUAGGCUGCCGCCCCUGGUCACUAGUGUUGAUCAAUGUUUGUAGCUACUCCAAUAAUGUAUAGACUGCCCGCGUGAGAACAGCCUAGCUACUUUAUCUUGUAAUCCAAGUCGAUCGAUCUGACAGUUAGCUAGUAACGCAAUGCAUGAUGAGAUCGACGCUUGUACCUCUAAUAAGUGAAUGUACGUCCCUGUUAAUUAAUCGUGCGCGUGCUGGUUUUCCAGAUGCAUCUGUAAUUCUGUAUGUGUUGUAUCUCGCAAAAAAAUAAAAAAAU
Molecule: messenger RNA, 658 nt
Organism: Triticum aestivum (bread wheat)
Lineage: Eukaryota; Viridiplantae; Streptophyta; Magnoliopsida; Poales; Poaceae
Product: glycine-rich protein 5-like
Exons: 1
Coding region: 16-354 (112 amino acids)
Source: RefSeq, a predicted model, not a curated record